Trichomycterus rosablanca is the source of this 13525-nucleotide messenger RNA. RefSeq names its product ankyrin-3-like. The coding region runs from base 109 to 12201 and encodes 4030 amino acids. The transcript is spliced from 44 exons. Gene Ontology annotation, biological process: signal transduction. The record is from RefSeq and is a predicted model, not a curated record. Lineage: Eukaryota; Metazoa; Chordata; Actinopteri; Siluriformes; Trichomycteridae. Gene Ontology annotation, molecular function: protein binding.
AGCAUGUGCCUGUGAGCUUCAGGCAGGAUUGUGAUUAGUGAUCAGGGUGGAUUAUGUUCCUUCAUGGACUAAGCAGAGUUUGGGAAUGAGCAGCUCUCGGCCAUCAAAAUGAGUGAGGAAGCCAAAGAUAAAAGCAUCUCAAAAACAGCACAUCGUAAAAAGAAAGGCAAGAAGUUGGACAGUAAUGCUAGUUACCUCCGGGCAGCAAGGGGAGGUAAUCUGGAAAAGACUCUAGAUUACUUGAAAAGUGGAGUUGACAUUAACAUCUGCAACCAGAAUGGUCUGAAUGCACUGCAUUUGGCAUCUAAAGAGGGACACGUGGAGGUGGUUGAAGAGCUGCUCAAACUCGGGGCCAGUGUUGAUGCUUCUACCAAGAAAGGAAACACGGCUUUACACAUUGCUUCGUUGGCGGGCCAGACAGAAGUGGUGCGGAAAUUAGUGAACAGUGGGGCCAAUGUUAAUGCUCAAAGCCAGAAUGGCUUUACACCACUCUAUAUGGCUGCCCAGGAAAAUCACCUAGAUGUGGUGCGGUUCCUACUGGAACGUGGGGCCAGUCAAAGCAUUGCCACAGAGGAUGGAUUUACUCCACUAGCAGUGGCUCUGCAGCAAGGUCACGACCAGGUGGUAUCUUUACUACUAGAGAAUGACACUAAGGGAAAGGUGCGACUUCCUGCACUCCAUAUCGCUGCUCGCAAGGAUGAUACCAAAUCUGCUGCACUGCUGCUGCAGAAUGACCACAACGCUGAUGUUGAGUCAAAGAUGAUGGUGAAUAGAACAACAGAGAGUGGCUUUACUCCUCUCCACAUUGCGGCUCACUAUGGGAACAUAAAUGUGGCCACAUUGCUGCUAAACAGAGGAGCCGCAGUGGACUUCAUGGCUCGGAAUGACAUCACUCCGCUUCAUGUAGCUGCUAAGAGAGGAAACGGGAACAUGCUGAAGCUACUCUUGGACAGAGGAGCAAAAAUUGAUGCCAAGACCAAGGACGGGCUGACUCCUCUGCACUGUGGAGCACGGAGUGGGCAUGAGCAAGUGGUUGAGAUGCUGUUGGACAGAGGUGCACCAAUCCUAUCCAAAACAAAAAAUGGUCUAUCUCCCCUGCACAUGGCUACACAAGGGGAUCAUCUGAAUUGUGUUCAGCUUCUUCUCCAGCAUAAUGUGCCUGUGGACGAUGUCACCAAUGACUACCUAACAGCUCUGCAUGUAGCUGCUCACUGUGGCCAUUACAAAGUGGCCAAGUUAAUUGUGGACAAGAAGGCUAACCCUAAUGCCAAAGCACUGAAUGGUUUUACUCCACUACAUAUUGCCUGCAAGAAGAACAGGGCAAAAGUGAUGGAGUUGCUGCUGAAACAUGGAGCUUCAUUACAGGCUGUAACUGAGUCUGGGUUAACCCCAAUCCAUGUGGCAGCAUUUAUGGGCCAUGAAAAUAUAGUGAAGCAACUCACGAACCAUGGAGCGUCGCCUAAUACAACUAAUGUGAGGGGAGAAACAGCAUUACACAUGGCAGCAAGGGCUGGGCAGGCUGAUGUGGUUGCGUACCUCUUACAGAAUGGAGCUAAAGUGAACCUCAGGUCCAAGGAUGAGCAGACAGCAUUGCAUAUUUCCAGUCGUCUGGGAAAGGUCAACAUAGUACAGCAACUGCUGCAAAAAGGGGCAUUGCCCAAUGUGGCCACAACCUCUGGGUACACACCACUUCAUUUAGCAGCUCGGGAGGGUCAUCAUGAUGUUGCCACCCUUCUUUUGGAACAGGGAGCAUCACUGUCUGCAGCCACCAAGAAAGGUUUCACCCCACUCCAUGUUGCUGCUAAGUAUGGCCAGAUAGAGGUGACCAAACUUCUGCUGCAGAAAGGAGCAGCACCAGACACAUCAGCGAAGAAUGGAUACACUCCUCUCCACAUUUCUGCUAAGAAGAACCAGCUAGAAAUUGCAACAAAGUUGUUAGAGUUUGGAACAAACGUCAAUCAUUUGACCCCUCAGGGCAUCAGCCCUCUACACCUUGCAGCUGAGGAGGGCAGCAUGGAUCUGGUGUCUCUUUUACUCACGAAAAAUGCCAGUGUUAACAUGGCCAACAAGAGUGGGCUGACACCACUUCAUCUUGCUGCUCAGGAGGACCAAAUAGGUGUAGCUGAAUUGCUACUAAAACAUGGGGCAGAUGUUGACAUCCAGACAAAGACAUGUUACACACCAUUGCAUGUGGCCUGUCACUAUGGAAACAUUAAGAUGGUAAACUUUCUGCUUAAGAAUCAGGCUAAGGUGAAUGCGAAAACAAAGAGUGGGUACACACCUCUUCACCAAGCGGCACAGCAAGGUCAUACUCAUAUUAUUAAUAUGCUUCUUCACCAUGGUGCAUCAGCCAAUGCUCUAACAGUGAAUGGGAAUACUGCUCUCUCUAUUGCACGCCGUCUUGGUUAUAUUUCUGUAGUUGACAUGCUAAGAGGGGUCUCUGAUGAAAACAUGACUGCUAAGCCACCGGUCACAGAGAAACACAAGCUAAAUGUUCCAGAAACCAUCAAUGAGUUUCUUGACAUGUCAGAUGAUGAGGGUGAAGAUGCGAUGACCGGAGAGACGGAGAAAUAUCUGCGGCCACAGGACCUGAAGGAGCUUGGGGACGACUCGCUGCCGCAGGAGGGCUACAUGGGCUUCAGCAUAGGAGCGCGAUCGGCCAGCCCAAGAAUCAGCUCUCUUACACACCCCAGUAUGCGCUCCUUUAGCUCAGAGAGAUCCAACACCCUGAACCGAACAUCUUUUGUGAAGGACAGCAUGAUGAUCGAGGAGAUGUUGGCUCCAAACAAAGACACACUGCAGAAAGUUUUUAAAGAUAUCUUCUUUAUGGUGGACUCUCAAAAUAAGCACCUGACAGUUUCUCACGAAAAGAAUGACAGUUUUAGACGUUCCAGCUGGACUCCAGACACUGUGGAUCAUGCUCACAACACAGUGUCUAGCCCCAUCCACUCAGGGUUCUUGGUCAGUUUUAUGGUGGAUGCCAGGGGUGGAUCUAUGAGAGGAAGUCGUCAUGAUGGCAUGCGUAUUAUCAUCCCUCCCAGAAAGUGCCCAGCACCAACACGAAUCACUUGUCGUCUGUCAAAGCGCCACCGCCUGGCAUACCCACCACCGAUGGUAGAGGGGGAGGGGCUCGUUAGUAGGCUGGUGGAAGUGGGGCCAGCUGGAGCACAGUUUCUGGGACCAGUCAUCGUAGAGAUUCCCCAUUUUGGCUCAAUGCGUGGAAAUGAGCGUGAGCUAAUAGUAUUGCGCAGUGAUAAUGGCGACACAUGGAAAGAGCAUAACUAUGAUUGCAGUGGAGAAGAACUUCUUGCUUUGCUCAGUGGUAUGGAUGAAGAGCUGGACAGCCCUGCUGAGUUAAAGCAGAAACGCAUUUGCCGCAUUGUCACUAAAAACUUUCCACAGUACUUUGCAGUUGUGUCUCGCAUUAAGCAAGAAAGUGACCACAUAGGUCCAGAGGGUGGAGUGCUGACCAGUGAGUCAGUUCCAAUGGUGAGGGCUGCCUUUCCUCCUGGAGCACUUACCAAGAAGAUACGUGUUGGCUUACAGGCCCAGCCAGUGCCAGAGGAGAUGGUGCGCAGUGUGAUUGGUAACCGAGCCUCAUUCAGCCCCAUUGUUACUGUGGAACCCAGGAGGAGAAAAUUUCAUAAGCCAAUCACAAUGACAAUCCCUGUCCCUCCCAGAGCUAAGGAGGUGGCAGCCAACAGACAUAAGGCAGAACCUGUUCCAUGCUUGAGACUGCUCUGCAGUAUUACAGGUGGGACCUCUCCAGCUCAGUGGGAAGAUAUCACUGGUACUACUCCACUGUCCUAUGUCACUGACUGUGUUUCAUUUACAACAAAUGUCUCAGCUAGGUUCUGGCUGGCAGACUGCCAGCAGGUUAGUGAGACAGUCGCUCUGGCAACUCCAGUUUACAGGGAACUUAUUUGUGUGCCGUACCUUGCUAAAUUUGUGGUGUUUGCAAAGCCCUUUGACCAGAUGGAGGCACAGUUACGUUGCUUUUGUGUGACUGAUGAUAAGGUGGACAAAACACUUGAGCAGCAGGAGAACUUCGAGGAAGUGGCCAGAAGCAAAGAUAUUGAGAUUCUCGAGGGCAAGCCCAUAUACGUGGAUUGUUAUGGCAAUUUAUCUCCUGUUAGCAAGACCAGUCAGCAGCUCCUUUUUAACUUCUAUGCCUUUAAGGAGAAUCGUCUUGCUUUCACACUUAAGGUGCGAGACAUGGGUCAGGAGGCAUGUGGAAGACUGUCGUUCCUCAAAGAGCCAAAGACCACAAAAUGUCUUUCACAGAGUGCUAUCUGCAACCUUAAUUUCACUCUACCAGCACAUAGGAAGGAAAUGGAAUCUGAUCCAGAUGAUGAGAAUGAUAAAGAUCGACGCCAUGAAUUUGCAUCAUUAGCAUUAAGAAAGCGCUUUAGCUAUCUGGCUGGACCUGAGUCUAAAAUGCCUGAAAGAGGCCACACCACCACUAUGAAAACCGCAUUGCAGCCCACUGGCUAUGCUUACAAACCUGUCUUUACGACACGUUCCUAUCAGGCAUGGGCAACCAGCCCACCCAUCGGCGCCCACAAAUCAGGAUUUGGCUCGCUCUCCAGUUCAUCUUCCAACACUCCAUGUGCCUCCCCAAUGAGGUCUGCCUGGUCUGUAAACUCUGCAUCCCCUAUCAGAUCAGCCAUUGGAGGCUCACAUACACCCUCCAACAAAUCUACUGAUGGUGCAUCGCCAGUACGCUCCUAUAAAAUCCCCUCCCCCAGAAAGACAGUUGUGCAACAAGCCCAGUGUUCAGUCCAACUAUCUCCAAGCAAAAAUUCCCCCGAUUCAGUCUCUGUAAAAGGUCCGGCAUCCCUUUCUGCCAGAACGUCUUCAACUCCCACUGGUGGCUCACUUCUGGAAAGAUCCUCCAUCACUAUGACUCCACCUGCUUCACCAAAAUCUUCUUUAAGCACAUAUAGCCACAGUCUGCCAUAUAAAUCUGUCAUAGUCUCAAAUGAUCCAUCAGCUGCUUCCCCUGUUAAAAAAGUCACAUGCCUCUCCUCAAUCAGAACAAACACAGAUUCUUCCAGCUCUCACAGAGGAUUUCUCAGUUCACUGUCUUCACCACUAAAAUACAAUCCCAGUGCCUCAACCAUCAUUAAUGGGACAGUUGGCCAAACUCAAUAUAACUCUUUCCAGUCUGGCAGCUUACAAGAAAGGAUACAGGCUACAACUAAGGCUGCCACAACCACUGUUAAUGCUGCUUUUGAUGAAGUGGAGAAGACAAUAAACUCUUCUUCUGCUGGCUAUGGCACCCUUAAGUCUGCAUCAUCCUCUCCAUCUUCUUCCUAUAAGUCAAUACAAUCUUCAGGUUCCAAUUCUAUGUAUGCGUCCAUUCAGUCCUUCCCCAACUCCACAGCCCCUCUUACCUGUACCACAGUUACAGUGCCUGUUUAUUCAGUUACAAAUGUUUUACCAGCACAUCAGUUUAAAAAGCUUCCUGACAUCUCCAAAUCAACAGCAGCACUCUUGUCACCCAGACGGACUAAACCAUCAGAGCCCAAUGUCCAAACUCAGUCUUCCUUUGUCAGGACACUUUCCCCAGGCAAAACCCCCCUGUUAAUGUCUCCUGCCACACUAAGGUCAACCUCCUCAUCCCCUCUGUCCAACAGCCAGGAUAUACUGAAGGAUGUGCAUGAAAUGAAGGAGGAUUUAAUCAAAAUGUCAGCUAUUUUGCAAACUGAUGCAAGCUCUGGUACUAAAUUCCAUUCUGAAUUCCCCAAAGAGAAUAAAAUGGAAGAUGAUGAACCAUACAAGAUAGUGGAGAAGGUUAAAAAAGACUUGGUUAAAGUUAGUGAGAUACUAUCAAAGGAUGUUUUGAAGGACAGUAAAGAAUACAUCAUAAGUAACAAGGUUGAAGAUGAUCUGGAGUAUGAUAUUGAUGACAAGCAACAAAAUAGAUGGAGGUCUCCCCCUCGAUAUGAGACAGUAGCUUCUCAGGUCAAAACAAGAGAAAUGCCUGAAAGAGAUUUUAACUUAGCAAAAGUGGUUGACUAUUUAACCAGUGACACUUGCACUAGUUCAUUGAACAGAAUUAUAGAAGCAAAACAGAGAAAAGAAGAGGUGAAGAGAGAGGGAGAGGAGAAACAAAAACGUGUCUUAAAACCUGCUAUGGCAGUUCAGGAAAAUAAGCUUAAAAUGCCUUCAUCAAACAUGCGUCCUUCACCCUCUGAAAAAGAGCUAUCUAAGUUAGCAGAUACAAUUUUUGGCACAGAGUGUGUUCUAGAUUCCCCAGAUGAUAUCUCACAUGACCCAGAUAAGAGUCCACUGUCAGACAGUGGAUUUGAGACUCGCAGUGAGAGGACUCCCUCUGCUCCCCAGAGUGCUGAAGGAAUGGGGCCCAAAGCUCUGUUUCAGGAAAUUCCACCAGUAAUCACUGAAACAAGGACAGAAGUUGUACAUGUAAUAAGAAGUUAUGAACCUCCAGAGGACAGCAAGGAGUCUGUAAUGGAUGAGGCUAAAAUCGUAACAUCUCCUGUCCGAUACACUGACACAGAGCCUAGAUCACCUGGUGGUUUCUUUAAGGAUCGAGUAAAAACAUACCAAGCCAGAACCAGUCCGGAGGAGGACAUGGCGAAUAAAGGGAUGCGACUCAAAGAGGAAACUCACAUAACAACCACAACCCGAAUGGUAUACCACAAACCGUCAAAUACCGAAGGUCCCUCAGAAAGGUUUGAUGAGACCAUGUCAGUGCAAGACAUAAUGAAAGCCUUUCAUUCUGGCCGAAAUCCAUCCAGAGAACUAACUGGUUUAUUUGAAAUCAAAGGCAGCAGUGAGGGACUGAAACAAUCAAACAAUGGGCCUCUGGACAGAGACUCAAUGCCCAAAGUUGAACGCAUCAUUGAGGUUCACAUUGAGAAAGGAAACAAAACUGAACCUACAGAGGUUAUUAUUAGGGAGACUAAAAAUCACCCUGAUAAAGAAAUGUACAUUUAUCAAACAAACAGUGGAAUAAAUGUGCUUCAGAAUCAAGAAGAAGUGGAACAACAGGAAAUCACCCCUUUUUUGCAGAGGGAUGAAAGCCAGAUAACUUCUUUCCAGCUAAUUUCUGAUGACACAUGCAAAACACUGAAACUACAGAGCCCACACUCAGGAAAGUACUAUGAGGAACAUUCAUCAAAUAUAAAAGAAGAGUCAAAAAAAAAACUUUUUCCUGAAAAAUUCGACUCUUCCCAUUCUGACUCAGAUGAGUCUGUGAUUGAUAGAUCUCGUUACUAUGAAGAGAGGACACUGGGUGGCUCAGCAAGGGAGUCUAUGUUGAAACAAGAUAAACCAGACAAGGCUUUAAAUGCUGAUAAAAACUGUGACAAGCUAACCCUGCUGCAGUAUUCCCCUGAACCUGGCAGUCCCAAAAAAUCUGUUUGGAUGAGAGCAUCCGAAAAUGGACAAGGAAAAGUUAAAGAGAAAUUUAUAUAUGAGGACAGGGUAGAUAGAACUGUCAAAGAAGCAGAGGAGAAACUGAAUGAAGUCUCACAGUUUUUUCGGGAUAAAACUGAAAAACUAAAUGAUGAGCUUCACUCCCCUGAGAAAAAGCAGUGUAGGCCAAACACUCAGGGGAAUCGAUCUGGGCCCAGUUCCACUUGCAGCAGCCCAGAAAGAACAAUGUUUAGAAAUAAUGGUAAUGGAGAAGAAUGGAGCAGAGAUAGAUUCAGAGACCGAUAUGGUGCUCAUGAAAGGAAGUGUGCCAGCCUUCCUAGCAGUCCAGAAAGGCGUAUUUUGCUUCAGUACAGUGAUGACAAUAGAAAACAAGGUGAUUGCUUGAGUGGUGCAAGUGAAUCCUUUAAAUGUUUACAACCCUCAACAUCUAAGGUUAGCUCAGUGAGACUGAAAUUUGAAACUGAGGCUCAAAAACAAGAUAAUGUCCCUCAGUGUAGUGAAACCACUGCAUCACCAGUUAGAAAGCUGCAGGAAACUAAAUUGCCUAUUUUUCAAGUUUUUGCUGGAGGGAAUCUUCCAAAAUCAACAAACUCUUUAAAAUGUGAGCAUGGUUUAAAGGAAGUUGUAGACAGUAACUCAGGGCAUUGCUGUAAUGACAGGAUAACCCCAACACUUCCUCAAAAGCAACAAAGAAAUGAAAGUAGAAAUAUGUCAGAUGACACUGCUCCUAAACAUGAUAAUAGUGUCUACAGCAAUGUGCAAGAUGUAGAUGAAGAGAAAAAGAUUAUCCAAACUUGGAAGAGCCAUGCUAAAAACCCAAAGGCAAAAACGGCCCACGCAUUUGAUCAUAGAACUUUGAUUGACGGUAAAGAGAAUGGUAAUUCCAACAAGGAAGACACAACCAAAAAUAUUAUGUAUAGAGAGCAAGUGAUUCAAGAAGAUCCCAACAGCAGUGAAAGUAACCUGUCCCUAAAAAAAAACUCGGAAUCACAAAUUCCUGUGAGGGUUUCAUCAAGUUUUAUAGACCAUUACCAGAGUAGUUCCUUACAACUUGAUUCUUUAGUUAAAUCUGAUGGAGCAGGGUCUCACUUACCACCUACAAUUAAAAUCAAGCAUAAGUAUAAAGAUGUAGAUAAAUCACACAAUGAUGUCUCAUUAGUAGAAAGUGCUAGCAUAAUCUGCAAUGGAGUUAAUAGUGGACAAAUUGAAUAUAUCGAACAAGUAACUCCAAGUGUCAAGGUGGACAUUAAACCUUUACCAGUUUAUGUCAGCAUUCAGGUAGACAAGCAGUAUGAAAAAGAGACAGCAGCUAAUGGACAACUUAGCACCUAUAAAAAAGUAGUUAGCCAUGAGAGCCGAACAAUGCAUGAUGCAAGGGGAGUAUUUUACCCUGUAAAACAGAAACAGCCUUCCCCUCAGGGCAGCCCAGAGGAUGACACACUUGAGCAAAUGACUUUCAUGGACAGUUUUGGAAAAAGUCACAUUACUUCUAAAACACCCACCUCAGUGGAAGUUAGCUAUGACCUGAGUUCUAGGGCACUGGAGUCUGAUAUUGGUUCAGGAAAGCCCAGCCUAGUUCCAGAGGAAUCAGAAGAAGAGAAACACCCCAAAACUAUUAUUUUUAGGCAACUAUCAGCAGAGAAGGCCAAGCACACCACUAUAUCUGAAUCCUCAAAAGAGAACUGUGAUUCACUUGGGAAAACAGUUAAAGACAAACGGGUAGCUUACAUUGAGUUCCCCCCUCCCCCACCCCUAGAGACUCAACAAUCUGAGAGGGUCGUAUUAAAGAAGGGGUCGUGUCCAUCUUCUGAGACAGAACCUGAAAUGAUAGAGGUAAAUCUUCAAGAGGAGCAUGACAGACAUUUUCUUGCAGAGCCUGUUAUACGUGUCCAACCACCGUCUCCUCUUCCAAGUGGAGCUGACAAUACUGAUUCCAGUGAUGAUGAGUCUAUCUUUCAGCCUGUUCCUCUCAAGACAUACACUUUUAAAAUGACCACGGACGCUGACAAACGAGUCAAGCAUCGGAAGCCAGAAAAAAAUGGCUCCCAGCACAGAGAGUCAAGUGUACAUGUAGUCAUUAAGGGAGAUGAGGUGGAUGAGCAAAAUGGUAAUGAUCAGUCUAUCACUGAUUGCUCAAUAGCAACAACAGCUGAAUUUUCCCAUGACACAGAUGCUACAGAGAUAGACUCACUAGAUGGAUACGAUCUGCAAGAUGAGGAUGAUGGGCUAAAUGAUGCAAAAACCUCAAACCUUUCCAACACAGAAAAAACAAGUAAUCAGUCUUUUAGUCAGAGCAAACUGGAGGUAAUUGAAGAGGAGAGCUUCCCAAAUGACAGUUCCAAAGAAAAUGCCGAAUCCAAAAGUAAUUCAUGCAAAAAAACAGAAAAUGGUAAAGAUCAAGAAAAGAUAUACUCUCUGGAGGGAAGACACCCUGAUAGGCAAGGUUUUGCAGAUAGCUACUUCAGCUACAAGCUUGAGGAGGAAUUAAAUACCACUUUCAAAACUGUUGCCACAAAAGGCUUAGACUUUGACCCUUGGUCAUGCAAAGGAGAAGAGGAAGAAGUGUUUGAUGCUGAAGGCAAAGAUGAAGAUCCAAAACCUUUCGGCUUAUCUGUGGAGGACAAGUCACAAGCUACCACACCAGACACAACUCCAGCUAGAACCCCAACAGAUGAAAGCACCCCAACAAGCGAGCCCAACCCAUUUCCCUUCCAUGAGGGCAAGAUGUUUGAGAUGACCCGCAGUGGUGCUAUUGACAUGAGCAAGCGGGACUUUGUUGAGGAGAGGCUUCAGUUUUUCCAGAUUGGUGAGCAUACUGCAAAUGGGAAGUCAGGGGACAAGGGAUUUGGGGGCAGGAGUGUGGUGGUAAGUGCCUCCCAAUCAAAGGCAGGGGAGAGAACUGUAGAGGGGAUGGUAGAGGCCACGGCAGACAUUACACCUUCCAGAGGCAGUCCUAUUCAGGUCAAUGCUGGCUGCCUGGAUGCACCUCCAUGCACUGACAUUGUAGGUGAAACCACUUCUUGCACUGUCACAGCCUCCAAGGUUGACCCUAAAUUGCGCACUCCUGUAAAGAUGGGAAUUGCUGCCUCCAUAACCAUAAAGAAAGACUCUGGUUCUGCUGACCUAAGUGACUUUAGGGCAGAUGCCUCUGCAAGUCAGAUGCCUGAGUAUGUAAGUUUAGAGGCCCAAUUAAAUGACAGUCAGAACAGUGGCAGGUGCUGUGAUUCUCCAAAUGACAAGAAAUAUUAUCUCUUAGAGAACUGCAACAACAACAAUAACCUAGAGGCCUCCAGCAUACAGUCUGACUACAUCCAAUGUGGUAGUGUAGUGUUUAACCUUCAGUCUUCCUCUGAACCUACCCUGCAGAAGGCAAGUAGGAUAGAAGCUAAUUUUUGUAGGGCUUCUAUUGAGACAAUAGAGAACAAACUGAACACUCAGGCAGCUCAGGGGAAAGAAAUAUUUUACAAAAAAGUUGAGGGCAAAUGUCAACUUAAAUCUAGGCUCCCAGUCAAGGCAGCAGGGUUUAAUUUUAACACAGAGAGUUCAGGCAAACAAAAACCUAAACAAGCUGUCAAACCUGAGGCCAGGAAACUGGAUUCUACAUCGAAUACCAUAGAGCCCAGAUCUAGAAUUCCAGUCAAAGAUGUAAAAAGAAAUGGCAUUGUCAGCUUAAAUAAGCUUGGGGAGACUUGGGGAGAAAAAAGAGAUGUUAUUCCCCCACAAUUCCCAAGUUGCAACAGCUCAGUAGAGACCGAAAGAAAUUGUUUAGUUGAGACAAACAGAACCAAAAUGAAUGAGCUCAGCAGGCAGUCAAUUAAGUUUCUUCAGAGUGUUAGCGGGAAAGCAUCAAAGGUGGCGGAGCAACUUUCAGACGAAGAAAAACAGACGCAGGCAGAGCAGUCGGAGGAGGACAGCAGCACAUCACGAAGCACCUCUCUGUCGGACCCCUCCCAGUCCCAGCCCUCCUUCUCUGCCGGGUCCUCCCGAGGGGUCAUACCCUCAAGGUCAAAGAUCGUGAGGUCUGCAGGCAGUGAGAGGAGAAGGACUAGGAGGACAGGAGGAGGGAAGGAGGGAAGUAGGGGCACAGGGGCUCGAGGGUCGCCCCCCAUCGCGGAGAUCAAGCCUAGUCCACAGAGUCCAUGUGAAAGGACAGACCUUCGUAUGGCCAUUGUGGCUGAUCAUCUGGGACUGAGCUGGACAGAGUUGGCUCGAGAGAUGAAUUUUUCAGUGGAUGAGAUCAAUCACAUCCGUAUGGAGAACCCAAAUUCCCUCACUGCUCAGAGUUUUAUGCUACUAAAGAAGUGGGUGAGCAGAGAUGGAAAACAAGCCACCACGGAUGCCCUGACUGCAGUGCUGACCAAAGUGAACCGGAUGGAUAUUGUGACUCUGCUGGAAGGGCCCAUAUUUGACUAUGGUAACAUUACAGGCACCAGAAGUUUUGCAGAUGAUAGCGCUGUGGAGAAAGCGGAUGGCUGGCUCGAUGAGACCUCCACUGUCAAUGCUAAUGUGCCCACUGCAGGGCAGAAUCCCAGCUCCGACCAUAUCAACAGGCUGGACAACAGUCAAGAAAACUCUACUGACUCUGUCACAUCAUCAUCCCGAGGGGAUUCUGGGAAACCUCGGCAGAAUGGUGAGCACUGUAAUACCCUGCAGCAAAGCAUAGCCACAUGGGAUUCAGUCAGUGGGGCAAAGAAAGAGAGAGGAAGAGAAGAGACAACACUACUGGUUGAACACAAAGUAAAGGGGAAAGUUUCUAAGGUAAAGAGAAAAGAGGAACAGAGAUCAUCAGAAUUUUAAUUCAGCUUUUAGAAACAUCUCAGAAUGAGAAGGUAAUUUUGAUGAGUUUUUAGAGGAUCGGCCCAAUCAAGAAUCCAAGGAGAAGUAUUUGAAAAGAAACACAACAAUAUCUUCUCCAUAUCUGAACCACUCCUGCAUGAGCAUGAUACUUAGCUGGUCUGCCAUUUUUCUGUUCCUAAAGUGGUCUUGGGAAAUUAUGCUUCUGUUAUUGAAAACUGUUUUUUUCUGAUCUGGAACAUCAAGACUCUACAUUCUGUACUCAUCAGGAAAUGCUAAAAUCAGCAACUUUUCUGUGACACCUGAAGCAGAUGUGGAUUUUUGCAACAGCUUUAAAUGAUUCCAACCCGAACACAAAGCUAACAAACUAUUUGGUGACCAGAAAUGACACAAGAUUUCUUUAAUUAUUAUGAAAACACAAGGACUCUUUUUUACUGGCUUCCUUUUCCUUCUUGCAUUCUUUUUCAAAUGCAAAUGUACAGGAAGGAAAUCAAUGUGUUAUUUAUGUUGAUUUAUUUAAUACAAAAAUAAUAACCUGGUAAAAUUUUCACUGCUAAUGUUAACGCUUAAACACUGAUUGCAAGAAAAGACUUGCAAAAAAAGUGUGAAUGAUGAUUCAUGUGCUUUUAGAUUUGUACAUAAAAAUGAAUAAAUUCAGUUUAUUCAGUGGGCAGUUGUCUAAAGUCCUUUGCAAUUUCCUGCACCUCCAAAAAUGGAAAUAAAUAACUUACUAAUAUUUUGAUGCAUGCUGUUCAGCUUAUUUGAUGAAACUUCCCUUUUCAAAAUACUGUAUAUUAUUAUGCAAAGCUGUUUACAUGCACGUAUAGUUCAGAUACCUACACUUUUAUAUUCAGAUAUUCAAAAAUAUAGUGUAUUAUUUACAGACACAUCAAUUACACUGUAGUUACAUUGUACAUAGGACUGUGACUGCCCUGUUGCAAACAGCUUCAGUGCUAUAUUGAAGUAAUAAAUGUAAUUUAUUCAUACUGUUCAGAUGUAACUCUCACUUGUACUGGCUAAAACUGGUGCUAAAGUCAAAUUUUAUUUCAUUAGGCUUUGCAAAAUUAUUAGAGCAGUCAAUGUACUUAUGUCGUUUUCUUCAAGAUUACUGUGUCCAUUUUUAAGGUUUUAGGGAAUUUUAGUUUAGAUGUUUAAUGUCAUACUUUUGUUGAUUGUGGAUUUGUUGUAUUUCGCAAAAAUAAACAGUGGACUCUCAUACUUAUCAUUUUCAACAUAAUAUAGUGUUUAAAAUGUGUAAUAAAUGUAAGGGAAGAGUCUGUUUUGCUAUGUGCACAAAUAAUGUUAAUUAGUUUGAUAAGGCUUUACU